CUUCCCCGUUCCUUAGCUCCCACUUCCCAUCACCUACUCCGGCCGUCGUCCCUCCAGACCUUCACCUGCCUGCCUGACCCUGCCGUGAGCCCGCCUGCGACCCCGCUCCUGGACACCCGGGUCCCCUGCUUCUCCCACCGGUGCCCCGCGGCUCCCCUCCCGCUUGCUUGCUUCCCUCCCCCUCCUGGGCUCCGCUUCCCCGCUCCCGCUCCCUCCGUGUCUUUUCCUCUCCCCUCCCCGCGAAGUUUCAGGGCUGUCAGUCUGUCAGUCUUUCGGGCAGUCUGCACCCAAGCUGCGGGCAGCAGGCGCCAUUGAGAGUAGAGCCGGCGGGGGCUGGAGGCCAGGGCGCCGGGGCGCUGGGGUCCCGGCAGCAACGGGGAGACCUGGCUCGCCUCCCGCCAGGUACGGGCCGUGGAGGCGCCUAGCAGCCCGCGGCUCUACCCGCUCCCCCUGCCACACCGACACUCAGUCACUGCCCGCUCCGUGCAGGGUCUGUGGUCUGAUCCCCAGGAGGAGCUGCCCAGGGUUGUCAUGAGAGAGACCUUGGAGGCCCUCAGCAACCUGGGGGCUGAGGUUGAUACCGGGCAAGGCGACUGGGGAGCCUGGCUGUCCCUGUUCAUACUGGCUAGAGACCCUUCCUUCCAGAGCAGGAUUCUCUGUGGGACAGCCGGAGAUGGCCCCCCAAAGUGAGCCUGGGGAAGGGUCCCAUAAUGUGCAGGAACAGAUGUGCCCUCCCAGGGAAGAGAGAGCACAGGGCAUGUGUUCGGGGCACGAGACCCCCAGACCUGAAGAAGGCACCCACACCAAACAGGCUGAGGCUCCCUGCAGAGGAGGCCAGGCGCACACCCCACGGAAGGCUGAGCCAGUAGGCUCCAGCCCAGGGCACGAGUGGAUGAUUCGGAAGGUGAAGGUGGAGAAGGAAGAACAGGAGGCAGAAGAGGUCGAAUGGCCCCAGCAUCUGUCGUUACUCCCAGGCUCCUUUCCUGCGCCUGACCUGGGGUCUCUGGCCGCCGCCUAUAAGCUGGACCCGGGGACCCCAGGGACACUGGGUGGGCUCGCGCUGGCCAGCUGGGUCCCGGUCUCAGAGAAGCCCUACGGCUGCGGAGAGUGCGAGAGGCGAUUCCGGGACCAGCUGACCUUGCGGCUGCACCAGAGGCUGCACCGCGGCGAGGGGCCCUGCGCCUGUCCCGACUGCGGUCGCAGCUUCACGCAGCGCGCGCAUAUGCUGCUGCACCAGCGCAGCCACCGCGGCGAGCGACCGUUUCCUUGCUCCGAGUGCGACAAGCGCUUCAGCAAGAAGGCCCACCUGACUCGCCACCUGCGUACGCACACGGGCGAGCGGCCCUAUCCGUGCGCAGAGUGCGGCAAGCGCUUCAGCCAGAAGAUACACCUGGGGUCGCACCAGAAGACGCACACCGGCGAGCGGCCCUUCCCCUGCACCGAGUGCGAGAAGCGCUUUCGCAAAAAGACGCAUCUGAUCCGCCACCAGCGCAUCCACACGGGCGAGAGGCCCUACCAGUGCGGGCAGUGCACACGCAGCUUCACGCACAAGCAGCACUUGGUGCGGCACCAGAGGGUGCACGAGUUGGCCGGCCGCGUCCCGCCCUCUCCCGACGCCCCCACCUCGCCGGGUUCCCCCUCCGCGUCUCUGACCCCGUCCCCUCCGGGGCCUAAGCCUUUCGCCUGCUCCGACUGCGGCCUGAGCUUUGGCUGGAAGAAGAGCCUGGCCACGCACCAGCGCCUGCACCGCAGCGAGGGCCGGCCCUUUGGGUGCGACGAGUGCGCCCUGGGCCCUACCGUGGACCCUGCCGCUGCCGAGCCCUUGGCCUGUGUGCACCGCAACAUACCGGCGCCCCAGGGCGCUCCCACGAGCGAGAGGUCCUUCUUCUGCCCGGACUGCGGGCGUGGUUUCGCCCACGGGCAGCACCUGGCACGGCACCGGCGGGUGCACACCGGCGAACGGCCUUUCGCCUGCGCGCAGUGUGGCCGUCGUUUCGGCUCGCGGCCCAAUCUAGUCGCCCAUUCUAGGGCCCACAGCGGAGCCAGACCUUUCGCUUGUGCGCAGUGCGGUCGCCGCUUCAGCCGCAAGUCUCACCUCGGCCGCCACCAGGCAGUGCACACGGGCAGUCGGCCCCACGCCUGUGCCGUCUGCGCCCGCAGCUUCAGCUCCAAAACCAACCUGGUUCGCCACCAGGCCAUCCACACGGGCUCCCGUCCCUUCUCCUGCCCGCAGUGCGGCAAGAGCUUCAGCCGCAAGACCCACCUGGUGCGGCACCAGCGCAUUCACCGCGAAGGUGCCCCCCUCGCCUCCGAUGCAGACCUCCCGGCCCCAGCCUGGCCCACUCCCACCGAGGUGACAGGGCCCCCGCUCUUCCUCUGAGCUUCCUCAUCCGCACGCUUCCUUUGCCUUCGGUUGCUCCCUGGUUGGAGAGACCCAGGCCCAAGUAGGUGAGCUCUGUGGCCACCCCGAACUGCUGCACGGUGGCCGUAGCCCCUGGAAGCCAUUUUCCUUCCCUCGCCAUCUUGCUGGGGACAAGUCUGGAAAGGACAAUGAGCUUGGACAUUCUAUGACCAAGAUAAUGCUGAGUGAACCCUUGCUGGAAACAGUUCAGGCCUGAGCCCUUGGAAGCCUCCCGCCAGGAGAACCCACCAGAAAGCAGACAUAUCCUGGACCACCCCUAGCCAAGUUAGGAGCCUCUACAGGGGGAAGGAAACACUGGUUAUCUGUGUACUUACACUGUCAUUAAAUUAAAAUUGGAAGGUUCUGGGGCUGUUAAAUGAGUUGGGGGAGGGAACUCCUUCCUCUUCUCUAAUCUGCACACAGAGGACAAUUCCCUUCCAUCCUGGGUGAAUUCCACUUAGCAAUCGCUCUGCCAAACCAAAAUAUAAUAUAGCUAAUUGCCAAACCACGACCCUGCUCCCUGCUUCUAGCUCAGAAAUUUGAUGAGGAGGAAACAUUAGCCUGCAUUUCUCCUGCCAGGUGUUGAAGGCUGGAACUGUAGGGAAAGCAAAGAGAGGGGCAGGUGCCAUUUGGCCCUCCCCAAAGAGACUUGCCACCGAGGGUUCUGGGGCUCUAGUGCUUCUGCUUCUGUUUGAAGCUCUCCCAAGGGGAUCACAGAAGAGCCUUCUUUUCUGCUCACAACAGCCUGAAAACCUGAAAUUUUCUGGUAAAAUGCAGAUACUUGGGAGGGAGUAGGUAGCCUAAUGGAAUGGAUUCAUUUAUUAAUUAAUCCAUAGGUGAGGAUUUCCUAAGGGACCCCGAUUCACAGCAGGUAGGUCUCAUUAUUGGUGGGGGUGGGGAGGUGAGUGAAAGUCAUUUGAUGAUUCUCAGCUGGGGACACUGACCCCCAACUGGAGGGGGCUUCGACCUCACACCCACUUUUCCCUCCCCUGAGACCCCUACCUGCCUAUCUCUAGGGGUCUGCCAUCCCUCUUGCCAUCCCAUGUCCCAUCCGUUACUAUGAACUUCUUUUACGUGGUGAAGGUGCAUGAGCAUGCCCCGGGCUCCUGGCACAGGACUGGCACUCUGUACUUCUUUUUGGAAUGAAAUAAAUGCACGAGGUGUUGCCUGCCGGUUGAGGGGAGAUGCAGGAGAAGUAUUAUGUGGUCAGCAUGGAGAAAGGCUGAAGGGGGACAGUGGGAAAAGCCCACUUUGCUUGUUCUACAGUUUUGCCAAUGAGAAUGGUUUUCAACACAGUAGAAUCUCCUGGAAACUUAAAAAUAUACCAAUGGGUAUGUGCACUUUUCUGCACACUUACGUUUCAAUAGAGUAUAUGUGGCUAGAUAUAUAGAUGUAUAUAAUGCUUCAUAGGUAGAUAGAUAGGCAGACACCAAUGCUGGGCCCCACUGGAGACCAGUUGAAUUAGAAUCUGCAUAAAUGAAGCCUGAACCUGAUUUUUAAGCCUUUCUCCAGUGAUCCCCAUGUGCACGCAGGGAUGAGGGCCACUGCUAGGUGAUUGUCCUUCAGCACCUUAAAGGCCACGUCCAGGGCAUCACCAAAGCCUGAAAACUUGAAAUGGAGCGGAUGGAGUGUCCGAGACAUGCCAGGCAAACACAGCUGCUCCAGGACUAGGAAAGAAGAUGGUCCAGCCUGGGCUGCCUGUUGCCCCAGGUGUCAGGGUCUUAGCUCGCAGUUUCAAUGAGAGUCCAAGGGAUCUGUGAAAACUUGGCACCGUUUGAUACAUUUAUUCCAGCAGCCUCACUGUCCCGUGUCUCAAAUCCAGAUACAUGCGUCGUUCAGAUACUCGGUUCAUGUUUAUUGAACCCCUACUCUGUUCCUGACCCCAUGUUGGUGCAUAGAUACAAUACAUACCUGCCCGUAUUCGCAGAGCUUACAACUGGGGUGGGGAACAGACAUUCAACAAAAACCAUGCAAAUAAGUGUAGCCGGCUAGUAAUUUAAAAAAUAAUCAACGUUUUUCUUCCUCCCUGAACCACCUCAGGCUCCACAAAUGUACCUUGAAGGUGCAGCUUUCGGGAUGCUCUUGCUCUGCAUGUUUUAAGGCCCCACUUUGAAGCCAGUUACCCCAGUUCCAAGUGCACCUCAAUCCCCUACGGGCUGCGUGACCUCUCUGUGCUUGUUUCCUCAUUUGUAAAAUAAGGAUGGUAAUUACAAUACUAACAUCUAUCUAAAUUGUUAUAAGGGAUAAGGAUUGAGGGAAACGAUUAAGAAAAUUCUGAAGAGUUUUCUCCAUAUAAAUCUUUUCUGAUUUAUUCCUAGAUUCUGGGUUGUUUUGUUGUUGUUGUUACUAUACAUGAACAAUUUUAAUUUAAAACAUUUUCUUAAUUUUAAUAGUUUACCCAUAGAUUCCUUUCAAUUAUCUAUGUGUAUAGUCAUAUCCCUUGUAAUAAUCCUUUUGUUCCUUCUUUUUGGGUUUUCAUGACUUCUUUUUUCCUUGCCUUACUGUCCUGGUUAGAACCACUAUAAUGCUGAAUAACAUGAGAGUGGAUACUUCAGUAUGUCACCAUUGUCAUGUUUUCUCUAAGCUAUUUUUUUUUUUUUGUAGAUUAUCAAAUGAAGAAAUUUCCUCUCUCAUCCUAAUGUAGAGUAUUUAUGGAUGUUGGCUCUCAGCAAAUCAUCUUUCUGCACCUGCUGAGGUGCUCACAUGAUUUUCCUCCUUUAUUAUUGGGGUGGGUGACCACUAGAGUUUCGAAUGUUAAAACCAUCCUUGCAUCUUUGAGAUAAACCCAACAUGGUCAUGAUGUUUUCUUUGCUUUAUAAAUUGCUGGAGUGUUUGAUAAUAGUUGUUUAGGAUUUUUGCUUCUUGGCACAUUGGUUUUUGUGUGUUUUUUUUUGAGAUUAGGCUGUGAUAUUGUCAUCUUGUGUUGUCCUUCUCAACUUUUGGUUUCAAGGUUAUGUUAGUCUCAUAAAGUGAGUCAAAGAAUAUUGCCUAUUUUUGUGUUCUUUGGAGUAGUUUGUGUAUUACUGACAUGAUCUCCUUAAAUGCAAGCUAGAAUUUGCCUGUGAGGCCUUCUGGGUCAUAGUUUCCUUUGGGGGAAAAUGCUUGAUGCAGUGCAAUUUUUCAAAUGAUAAGGGGCUAUUCUAGGGUCUGUUUCUUGAGCCUGUUUUGUUAAGUUGUAUUCUUGUGGGAGUUGUAUAGUUUAACUGAAUUUUCCAUUUUUUUGGCAAAGUUGCUUGAAAUAUCUUUUCAUUUUCACAUGGUCCUGUAGCAGCAUCUGUAGUAAUGUCACCUUUUUCAUUCCUGAGAGUGGUUAUUUGUGCCUUCUUUCUUUUAUUGAUGAAUUAUACAAGCUGCUCAAUUUCAUUUUUGUUAAAAAAUUUUUGGCUUUCUUGAUCAUAUCUAAUAUAUGAAUGCUAUUUCCCUGAUUUCUGCUCUCUUUACAUGCCCUUAACGCUUUUUUGUUUUUUGUUUUUCUUUUUGGAUUUCCUUUGCAGUCUUGUUUGUACCUCCUUGUAAAUUCUUAGCCUUUCCCUUUUCACAUACUCAUUUAUGCCUAUACAUUUCUAAGUACUGAUUUAAUUUUAUCUUCCAAGUUUAGUAUGUGGUACUUUCUUAUAGUUUAUUUCAAAAUAUUUCUUAUUUCUUAAUUGACACAUGGAUUAUUUAGGAAUAUAUAUGUAUGUAAGAAUUUCUCAUUAUUUUCUAUUUGCCUCUAGCUUAAAAGCUAAAGUAUGGUCAGAGGAAUACUCUGUAUAAUUUCAAUACUUUUAAAUUUGUUUGGUCUUGCUCCAGGACUUACUAUAUGGUCAAUUUUGGUGACUGUUCUGUGUAUGCUGGAAGAGUACAUUUUGCAGCCCUGUUAAUUGACUUGUUCAAAUCUUUUACAUCCUUCCUGAUUUGUUCUAUCAAUUUCUGGAAAAGGUGUGCUAAAAUUUCCCAAAUAUGGUUGUAUAAUGUGGAUGCUUUUCCUUUUAGUUCUUUGUGGAGGCCGGUCAAGGGAAAAUGGAUGAUUAAAAACAAACUAAACCCCCAACACUGUCAAUACACCAAAG
Messenger RNA from Rhinolophus ferrumequinum (greater horseshoe bat), 6453 nucleotides. It is a transcript of the gene ZNF467, whose product is annotated as zinc finger protein 467. Gene Ontology annotation, cellular component: nucleus. Gene Ontology annotation, molecular function: DNA-binding transcription activator activity, RNA polymerase II-specific; RNA polymerase II cis-regulatory region sequence-specific DNA binding. The transcript has 6 exons. NCBI's taxonomy places the organism in Eukaryota, Metazoa, Chordata, Mammalia, Chiroptera, Rhinolophidae. The record is from RefSeq and is a predicted model, not a curated record. Gene Ontology annotation, biological process: regulation of transcription by RNA polymerase II. The coding region runs from base 674 to 2380 and encodes 568 amino acids.